AUGAUGGAGAGGGAUAGGGAAAGGGGAGAGGAUAUGGAUGGAUGGAUGGAUGGAUGGUUUGUGGAUGGGGAUUUGAAGGUUUUGAGGGGUUUGGAAUAUGGGAGGUGGGGAGGGAUAGGUGGGGAAAGGGAAGGAGGAAAGAGAGCGAGAGGGAAUGGGUGGUGA
Sclerotinia sclerotiorum 1980 UF-70 is the source of this 165-nucleotide messenger RNA. RefSeq lists its product with no specific name. The transcript has a single exon. Bases 1 to 165 code for a protein of 54 amino acids. The record is from RefSeq and is a predicted model, not a curated record. NCBI's taxonomy places the organism in Eukaryota, Fungi, Ascomycota, Leotiomycetes, Helotiales, Sclerotiniaceae.